AUGCAGUCAUUUGGCCGGCAGCUUCGAGUCAGCGGUAGCACGAUGAACACGCUCCUUUUCUGGAGUCUUCUGCUCGUCGGGGGCAUGUGGGCUUCUUGGUUCGCCUGGGCCGUGCAAACCUGGAGGCGUCACUUCUCCACACGUCCCUCGCGCUCCGAGGCUUCCAGCCCAAGCAGCGGGCGACCCCCCACAGUCCGGUCCCCGUCGAUGCAGAAACCUGCGGGCUGUCCUGUCCUACUUGGUCAAGAGGCCGUGGGAUCCAAAGGUUCCUGUCCCGUCAGCGGCACCCAAACCUUUAUGAUGGACAUGAACCACGUGCACUUGACACUGUGGCAGUAUCUCUGGGCCGCCCAUUGCAUUGCUCUGCCAGCCUUUGCUUUGGUGGUAAGCGGAUGGUGUCAGAUGCAGCUCGCUCGGCUGCUGAGCUUCUGUGGCCUGCUCCCAGAGGCCUCAGAAGAGAAGGUGCGCCGCAUGAUCUACCACUUGGUGUUGGAAAACCUGUGCACCGGCGUGGCCCACAUUGAAGACACAGAGGGCCGUGUGGCCACCUUUGCCUACAGCCCCUUCCCGAUGUAUGUGGACUGCGACGACUGCGACUCGAAGGUGCGCUUCGAAGUGAGGAAGAGGAUGGUGGUGAAGUUGAACCUCGACACGGAGGACUUCCUGACUGCGGAGCUUGAUGGAGAGACCUUGGCCUUGAUGGAUGCGGCCGUUCUGCUGACCCACUGCGAGAGCAACGUGAACCACGGGAAGAUGCAUGCCUAUGCCAACUGGGGCAUCGACCCCGCGGACAGUACCAGCCCAUACCUUCAGAAGAUGAGUGUGGUGACAGCCUGCUACAACCAUUAUGGCUUCACGAACUUCCCCCGCAUGGUCAGCAAGAUGGUGCACAAGGAUGCAGGAGCCGCUGUUGAAGCGGUCCUCCUUGAGUCUCUGCGCACAGGAGUCGCAGAGCAUAGGCUGGUGGCGAAGCUGGCGGAGCAUUCCAGACUCCUGAAGUUCAUGAUCCAGCUGAGGGUGCCUUUCAGGCAGGCUUUCAAUCACUGCAGGGCAGAUUUCCCAGCAAACUACAGCUGCGAAGCCCACUACUUGGGGACUGUCGUGCAUUCCUUGGAUCACUGGGCCUUCUGCCAACAUGUUGACCCGUGGCUGUUCAGUGCACUCACGCCCUCCAAGCAUCUUCGAACACUACACCGCACGGUUCUGCUCGCUCGCUGUUGCGUUGUGGAUGACAUCCCGACCCUUGGCCUGGAGAAGUAUUUCAGAGAUGGCCGCACAGAGUUCCAUCGAAUGGUGUACCAGGCAGCGAAGGGUCUCAAUGAGAGCUUCGCAGAUCAAAUUCAGACCUGCAUCGUGAAAUGA
This is a messenger RNA of Symbiodinium necroappetens, 1362 nucleotides long. The record is from the annotation of a GenBank genome assembly. Lineage: Eukaryota; Dinophyceae; Suessiales; Symbiodiniaceae.